Molecule: messenger RNA, 312 nt
Organism: Oryctolagus cuniculus (rabbit)
Lineage: Eukaryota; Metazoa; Chordata; Mammalia; Lagomorpha; Leporidae
Source: RefSeq, a predicted model, not a curated record
AUGAAGCUGCUGGUGCCUCUCCUGCUGGUCGCUCUGGCCCUUGGCUGCUAUGAGGCUGAUGCAGCAGCGUGUCCAGCCUUUGUUGCUGACAGCACAGCCUGUUUACUGGCCACAAAAUCUGCUUUUCGGCUAGCUUUAGCAAAAUACAAUGCACCUCCUGAAGCUGUUGAGGCAAAAAUGCAAUUGAAGGAAUGCACGGAUAAGAUCGCCUUAGAAAAAAGACAGCUCAUGGCAGCAGUGCUGGAGAAGAAGCAGCCCACAAAUGUGGAAGAGUAUGAACAACAGGAAAAAAUUGGCAUGGAAUUGGAAUAA